AUGGGAUGUGUAUGUGGAUCUAAAGAACAAACUAAUGACCCUUAUUAGUAGAAAUCUAAAAAAACACAAGCUAAAAUGAAAGGAAAAGGGAUUUAGAUUGGGGGAGGCGAAUAGCAAACUUAAAAUGCAAAUUAAAACGAAUUAAUUGCAUAAGCUGCAGAAAAAAGAUUACAAAAUCAAGAAAGAAGAGGAAUGAAUCAUACAGCCUAGAUUGAAUACGAAUUUAAAAAGAAAAAGUUGGAAGAGGCAGAACAAUACGAAAAAGAAAGAAGAGGAGAAAAUUAUAAUCUCAGAUGGAAUUGA
Molecule: messenger RNA, 303 nt
Organism: Paramecium tetraurelia
Lineage: Eukaryota; Ciliophora; Oligohymenophorea; Peniculida; Parameciidae
Exons: 3
Source: RefSeq, a predicted model, not a curated record